AUGAAACAAUCAAUUAUCUCCAUUGGCUUAAUUUUGUUCUCCAUUGCUGUGCUGUAUGCGGUAUGUUGAAAAUUUCAUUGUGAAAGUCAAGUGUUUUUUAUUUCCCACAUUUCCUUUCAAACCUCGUUCACAUUUCACACUGUACAUGCACAGAAGAUAAAAAAAACGCGAGAUAUACGGGUGACAGAUGUGGUAAGCGCGCUAGGGCUGUUACUGAAGAUUGAGGGUAUUACAACUAAGGCUAAGGAUUCCCUCCUAUGAUAAAAAGCAAUUAUUUAACUAUAGAACUCAACUAUAAAUAUAGUGGUUAGUGCAUGUGGCUAUCAUCUCUGAGGCCGGAGUUGGAAUGUUCCAGUAUGCAAUUGUUUGGUUAUAGUUUUUCCUCAGUUCCAUGUGAGAAGAGUGCUCUGUUAACUUUACCAAACACCAAUCUCGUACCCAGAGCCAUCGUUGUCGAUUGUCAUGCAACGAUGGCUCUGGGUACGAGAUUGACCAAACACACGUUCAACCUCGUACCCAGACUCUUUCCACUACGCACCUCUGUUUUUUCCAUACGGCUACUCUGGUUCUUCCUGUUGUCAGGGUUGGCCUUUAAUAAUGUACAGUAAGAACUAAUAGUUAUAUAUAUCCGCUGUGAGUCGGCGCUGUCAAUAAAGUUAGUUAAUUUUUAGGUUUUCCCAAUAAAUGCUUCGACACAGAAUUAGAUAACAGUAUUCGUGCAAACUAUAUGCUCCAUUCUUAUUUCAGAAAGCUACCAGUACAUGUAGCUGCUCCUGUGGUGGCCAUGAUGAAUCAAGACCACGUCAGGCCCCACUUGUAAAACAAUGCACUUUUAAAAAUCUUGAUGAUGGUCAAGAUAAGGGUCAAAUUCAGGUAUUAAACAGAAAAUUUAUGUCUAUUGUUUAGACUAUAUUCAUGCACGCAGUAUUCAUACCCAAUACUUUUACCAUUGACAUAAUUUCAUACAUGUAUGAUGAGGUUCUCGAAAGGAACCAUAUCGUAUUUGAUAUAUUCUUUUCUAUUUUUACUUAUUUUUACAGACUUGUGAUUUUCAAAAGGCUCACUCCAACUCAGCCCUUCGUGUGACGUAUCAAGGAGACUUGCGAGUCAUGAGUUGUACCAACAGGAUAUGUUGUCGACGUUGGUCAGUAUUACAAUCAAUGGUAAGGAGUGCUCGUCUCCAGCGCCUAUCGAUGCAGUUAUCUAUGCAAACGGAGUCAGCAAUCUGAACCAUCAUCGUCCAGGUACACUGGACGGCUUCUGUAACAAUAUUCCAAAAGGAAAGGUUACAGUUGGUCUUUCUGUUGGAAAAUGCACGUCUUAUGACGGGGGUGACGCGUACACAUGCUGGAAUUCCGUUUGUCGUUUAAUCAUUGAGGAAAUUCCUUCAAUGCAAUGA
Paramuricea clavata is the source of this 1399-nucleotide messenger RNA. The record is from the annotation of a GenBank genome assembly. NCBI's taxonomy places the organism in Eukaryota, Metazoa, Cnidaria, Anthozoa, Malacalcyonacea, Plexauridae.